GCGCGGCAGGCCUCAGAAGCGCCGAGGACGCCGACGGGAGCGGAUCGAGUCCUGUCUGCGCGGUUCCUUGAAGGCGUGAGGAUGUUCGAGGCGCGGCUGGUGCAGGGCUCGCUGCUGAAGAAGGUGCUGGAGGCGCUGAAGGACCUGAUCACGGAGGCGUGCUGGGACCUGGGCUCGGGCGGGAUCAGCCUGCAGAGCAUGGACUCCUCGCACGUGUCCCUGGUCCAGCUCACCAUGCGCUCCGAGGGCUUCGACACCUACCGCUGCGACCGCAACAUCGCCAUGGGCGUCAACCUGGGCAGCAUGUCCAAAGUGCUCAAGUGCGCGGGGAAUGAUGACAUCAUCACCCUGCGAGCGGAAGACAACGCGGACACGCUCGUUUUGGUCUUUGAGACGCCCAAUCAAGAGAAGGUCUCCGACUAUGAGAUGAAAUUAAUGGACUUGGAUGUGGAGCAGCUUGGCAUUCCGGAGCAAGAGUACAGCUGUGUGGUGAAGAUGCCCUCGGCCGAGUUUGCGCGCAUCUGCCGGGACCUGAGCCACAUUGGGGACGCGGUGGUCAUCUCCUGCGCGAAGGACGGGGUCAAGUUCUCGGCCACCGGGGAGCUCGGCAGCGGGAACAUCAAGCUCUCCCAGACCAGCGACGUCGACAAGGAGGACGAGGCCGUGUCGAUAGAGAUGAACGAGGCCGUGCAGCUGACCUUUGCUCUGCGCUACCUGAACUUCUUCACCAAGGCCACCCCGCUCUCGCCCACCGUCACCCUCAGCAUGUCCGCAGACGUCCCCCUGGUGGUGGAAUACAAGAUUGCAGACAUGGGACACUUGAAAUACUACUUGGCUCCAAAGAUUGAGGAUCAAGAAGAGUCUUGAGCCCGAGAGCGCUCGUUCCUGGGGAGAAAAAGCCAGUUUUGUGUGUGAACGGAGCCGCCUCCUCCUCCCGGCACUUAGGGCCUUUUGUAGAUACUUCUCUGUAAAUACAUUCGUUUUUGCAAACCACCUCUUCUUCUCUCCUUUCCCUUUUAGGCCCAGUUUGUUUUAUAUCCCUGAAGCAUUGCCCCCCUUAAAGGGGAAGUGCACUAUUCACAAAGAAGGGCCGUCUUUUUCCACAGGAAGAGUCAUAAGAAUAAGAAUAAUAAUGUUUGGAGAAACCUGCUUUUGUACGUGGAAAUUUUUCCAAAAAAUCCUAACGCUUGUCAAUAAAGAAUUACUGAGUUUUCUUA
This is a messenger RNA of Anolis carolinensis (green anole), 1217 nucleotides long. It is a transcript of the gene pcna, whose product is annotated as proliferating cell nuclear antigen. Gene Ontology annotation, cellular component: PCNA complex. The record is from RefSeq and is a predicted model, not a curated record. Bases 82 to 867 code for a protein of 261 amino acids. NCBI's taxonomy places the organism in Eukaryota, Metazoa, Chordata, Lepidosauria, Squamata, Anolidae. Gene Ontology annotation, molecular function: DNA polymerase processivity factor activity; DNA binding. Gene Ontology annotation, biological process: regulation of DNA replication; mismatch repair; translesion synthesis. The transcript has 6 exons.